AUGUCUCGGCCUGAAGAUACGCUGCGGAGGAGGAGGAGGAACCACCUUGAUGCUGCAACCGAAGGUGACGGCGGAACCGAUGGUAGUGAUGACGGCGAAGACGACGAUGCUAGUAUUGUCGAGGAAGAGGGAGGUGGACCGCAUGUGUGGGUUGGCAUGGACAUCAGCCCAUCGAUGCUGGAUGUGGCUUUGCAACGUGAUGUUGAAGGAGACCUUCUGUUAGCCGACAUGGGUCAAGGCGUACCGUUCCGGGCUGGGUCGUUCGACGCCGCCAUCAGCAUCAGCGCCUUGCAAUGGUUGUGCAAUGCCGAGACCAGCGACACAUCUCCCCAGGGCCGCCUGUCCCGUUUCUUCAACGGACUGUACGCAUCGCUGCGGCGGGGUGGCCGGGCCGUGUGCCAGUUCUAUCCUAAGAACGACACGCAGCGGUCUAUGAUCACGCAAGCAGCAGUCCGCGCUGGCUUUGGUGCCGGUAUGCUGGAGGACGACCCAGGGACUAAAAACGUCAAGGUGUACCUUGUCCUCACUGUUGGGGGCAACGUCGCCACUGGAAACGGUGAUAUUACCGGCGUGGUCUCGGGUAUGGACGGCGUCGACAUCGUAGACGAGCGUCCAAGGGGGAAGAGCGGUAGAGGUGUGGUGGUAAAAAAGGGAAGCAAGGCCUGGAUUGCGAAGAAAAAAGAGCAGAUGGAGCGCAAAGGAAAGAUCGUCAAGGCCAACUCGAAAUACACAGGGAGAAAGCGGCGGAUUGCUUUCUGA
Molecule: messenger RNA, 759 nt
Organism: Grosmannia clavigera kw1407
Lineage: Eukaryota; Fungi; Ascomycota; Sordariomycetes; Ophiostomatales; Ophiostomataceae
Product: bud site selection protein
Exons: 2
Coding region: 1-759 (252 amino acids)
Biological process (GO): rRNA (guanine-N7)-methylation
Cellular component (GO): nucleolus
Molecular function (GO): rRNA (guanine) methyltransferase activity
Source: RefSeq, a predicted model, not a curated record